This is a messenger RNA of Setaria italica (foxtail millet), 987 nucleotides long. RefSeq names its product syntaxin-124. The coding region runs from base 58 to 987 and encodes 309 amino acids. Gene Ontology annotation, cellular component: endomembrane system; SNARE complex; plasma membrane. The transcript is spliced from 2 exons. Gene Ontology annotation, biological process: intracellular protein transport; exocytosis; vesicle fusion. NCBI's taxonomy places the organism in Eukaryota, Viridiplantae, Streptophyta, Magnoliopsida, Poales, Poaceae. The record is from RefSeq and is a predicted model, not a curated record. Gene Ontology annotation, molecular function: SNAP receptor activity; SNARE binding.
UUGCCCGGCGAUCAGGUCCUGCCCCGCUGAUUUGCUGCUCGUUGCGUCGUCCCCACGAUGAACGACCUGUUCUCGUCGAGCUCGUUCAAGAAGUAUGCGGACGCGAGCCCGGCGCCGUCGGGCGGCGACAUGGAGGCCGGCGGUGAGAGCGUGGUGAACCUGGACAAGUUCUUCGAGGACGUGGAGGCGGUGAAGGAGGACAUGCGCGGCCUGGAGGGCAUGUACAAGGGCCUCCAGUCCACCAACGAGGAGACCAAGACGGCCCACGACGCCCGCACCGUCAAGUCCCUCCGCGCCCGCAUGGACAAGGACGUCGAGCAGGUGCUCCGCCGCGCCAAGGCCGUCAAGAGCAAGCUCGAGGAGCUCGACCGCUCCAACGCCACCUCCCGCAAGGUCCCGGGCUGCGGGCCCGGCUCCUCCACCGACCGCACCCGCUCCUCCGUCGUCGCCGGCCUCGGCAAGAAGCUCAAGGACCUCAUGGACGACUUCCAGGGGUUGAGGGCGAGGAUGGCGGCGGAGUACAAGGAGACGGUGGCGCGGCGGUACUUCACGGUGACGGGGGAGAAAGCGGAGGACAGCACGAUCGAGGCGCUCAUCUCGUCGGGGGAGAGCGAGUCGUUCAUGCAGAAGGCGAUUCAGGAGCAAGGGCGCGGGCAGGUGAUGGACACCAUCUCGGAGAUCCAGGAGCGGCACGACGCCGUCAAGGACAUCGAGCGGAGCCUCAUGGACCUGCACCAGGUGUUCCUCGACAUGGCCGCGCUCGUCGAGGCGCAGGGCCACCAGCUCAACGACAUCGAGAGCCACGUCGCGCACGCCAGCUCCUUCGUGCGCAGGGGCACCGUCGAGCUGGAGACCGCGCGCGAGUACCAGAAAAGCAGCCGCAAGUGGAUGUGCUUCGCCGUCCUCGCCGGCAUCCUCCUCAUCGCCGUCCUCAUCCUGCCCGUGCUCGUCAACCUUCGCAUCCUGACGCUCCCCACCAGACGAUGA